Brassica oleracea var. oleracea is the source of this 810-nucleotide messenger RNA. RefSeq lists its product as uncharacterized. NCBI's taxonomy places the organism in Eukaryota, Viridiplantae, Streptophyta, Magnoliopsida, Brassicales, Brassicaceae. The record is from RefSeq and is a predicted model, not a curated record. Gene Ontology annotation, molecular function: zinc ion binding. The transcript is spliced from 2 exons. Bases 1 to 810 code for a protein of 269 amino acids.
AUGGUGUGUGAGGCUGCAUUCUCUUACAAGCGUAAAGAUUUCGAUCUCAACUUCACAAAAAUCAGGCAGGCCAAUGGGGAAUGUGCCAACUACCUUGAAGGGAUCGGGACUUCAAAGUGGUCUAGGACUUACUUCCCAGGAGAUCGUUACAACCUUCUAACCAUCAACACCGCAGAGCAGCUCAACAACGCUCUAACUAAAUCCAGGUCUUCACCCAUAAUUGAGUUAUUCAUGUUCAUCCAACGCAUGUUGACUCGCUGGUUCUCUGCUAGAAGGACCAAAUCCGCCAAGUGUCGUGGUUUUGUAACACCAGAGGUUGAGAAGGUUAUGCAGAAACAUAUCAGGCUCACCAAAGGCAGCAAGAUAGCUAACAUCAACACCUGGAGCUAUCAAGAUAGGGGUCUUUUCGGCCAUCCCAACACUGUCUCCUUAGAAAACAAAGUCUGCACCUGCCAGGUCUUCCAGAAGCUCAAAAUCCCAUGCGGCCAUGCUCUUCUAGCUGCUGAUUCCAUAGGUCUCCCCUAUGUUCAGCUUUUUGGUGAUUGCUACAAAACACAAACAUGGAUUGAAACAUACGCUGGGGUUAUCUACCCCGACGCUCCCAUUGGAGACUUCUCCAUCCCGGAAACAAUUACUUCUGUGACCAUGCUCCCCCCUCAGACUCGUCAUCCAUCAGGCCGCUCAAAGGACAAGCGUGUCGCCUCAACAGGCGAGAUACCUGCACCCAAGAAGAAAAAACUUUUCCCUAACAAAUGCGGACGUUGUGGAGGCACUGGUCACAACAGGACCAACUGUGUUCUCCCAAUCUGA